This is a messenger RNA of Onthophagus taurus, 1067 nucleotides long. Its product is annotated as transmembrane protein 179. The record is from RefSeq and is a predicted model, not a curated record. Lineage: Eukaryota; Metazoa; Arthropoda; Insecta; Coleoptera; Scarabaeidae.
AACCUCGAAUAGUGACAUAGAACUGUCAAAACUAUAAGCUGAAUCGUUUAUUAUGUUUUUGAAAUAUUUUACGACGAUUUUAAGGGAUAUAUAGCGUUUAUCAGGAUGGGGUUAAACAAUGUACUCCUUUUAAGCCAACUAACAGGCUAUAUUAUAGCUUUAAUAGUAUCGUUAUGCAUUGUUAUUCCUAUGAGUUUGCAUCAAGACCAAUUUAGAGGUCAUUGCUUGCUUUUUUCCACUGGUUGUUGGCAAGAAACAGAUGGUCAAUUAAGUGUAGAUUGGGCUUCGCAAGGAUAUUGUAACUAUACAAUAUUUGUUGGUGUUAUGUUAUUUUUGAUAUCAGCAACACAAAUUUAUAGAAUGGCUUGGUUUUUAAUAAAAGGCACCGAUAGCAGCUUUUUUUCAGCUUUCAUUGAUGUUGUUGUUAGCAUUUGGUUAGCAGCAAUGACAAUAAUAGCAGCUAUAAUGAUUACAUUGGGAUUUAUGUCAUGGUGCGAUGUUAUGGUUGAAAGAUUUCCAUCUUGUGAAGCAGCUGCGGGUCAAAAAAUUGAUGAUAAAGAUGGGAUAGUAACAGAUGGUUUUUAUGUACAACUUGGAACUGCUCAAUUUGGUGUUUGGGGCUCUUUUGCAAUGUGGGUUGGUUUAAGCGUAUUUGCUCUCCUCAAAUUAUGCCGUUAUCAUCAAAUGGAAAAUAUGAGGGUGUCCAUGUAUAGGGAGCGCCAAAGAUUGAUAUGCGAGAAUUCUUGCGAAGCAUCUUGUAAUUCUCUCGGACGAGAAUCAACAAGCAGUACAUCAGAGCAAAGAGUGGAGUGAUUAGUAAAAUAUAUCAUACAAUAUCCUUGUUUAUUUGUUUAUGCAAUUAUUCAUUUGUCUUUGUUGUUUCAACACACUCUAUAUCAAUAUUCAAAGUUUUAAUAUGUAAAUUAUAAAAUAAGAAGAUCUGUUGAUUAAUAUUCAGUAGAUAUUAGAAUUUGUAAUUAAUUUUUUCGUAUCAUAAUUAAGAAUUUAUUUAGCAAAUGUGUGAUAUAUGUGUUAGUAAAAUAUUAUUAAAACUUACUUGGUUUGAA